Molecule: messenger RNA, 5978 nt
Organism: Alexandromys fortis (reed vole)
Lineage: Eukaryota; Metazoa; Chordata; Mammalia; Rodentia; Cricetidae
Gene: Adgrf3
Product: adhesion G protein-coupled receptor F3
Exons: 14
Coding region: 575-3202 (875 amino acids)
Biological process (GO): adenylate cyclase-activating G protein-coupled receptor signaling pathway; cell surface receptor signaling pathway
Cellular component (GO): membrane
Molecular function (GO): G protein-coupled receptor activity
Source: RefSeq, a predicted model, not a curated record
AAGCUUGUAGUCAUGUUAGUUAAGAUUUUCUAGAUGUACAUAGAUAUAUUUUACAUAGGCAUUCUUCAUAUUUUUCAAAGAUUAUAGAAUAUGGCAUUUUAAAUGUUUUAAUAACUUAGGGCUUUUCAUGACAAUGAGACAUGUCUGUUCCUGGCAGCACCAAUCUACUUCAAGAAGAAGAUGGGCAUCGAAGAGACACCUUAUAAAGUUUGAUAGCCAUUUGGGCAAGAAACUGCUCUUUCCUGGACUGUUGCAUAAACUGGACACAGAGAACCCGCAGAGAGAGGACUACUGAACUUGCCUAAAGGAACUCAGACCAUCUGGAGAGAAGUCUGGGCAGCAACUGGACCAAAACAAUGGAGUAGGGGAAUCCGUACUGCUCUCCAGUUAUGUGCAGCUGGAAUUUUCAAACAGACCUUGGCCACAGGAACUCCCUGAGAACCUGUCUCUUCUUACUGCUUCAACAUCCCUUCCCCCAAGAACGCUUACUGCCCUCAGCCUAACAACAGAAUGUUAUGUCAAACACAACAGGACAAAGUUCUGCACUUGCCGCUCUGGCUACCGGUGGAACGCUAUGCUCUGCUCCCUCUAUCCUACCUGCCUUGGCCACAGACCGGAAAUCAGUUCCUGUAUGUGUCUCAGCUUCCGCGGUGCUGCCCUUGGCUACUGCCAGUUGCUGCCACCUGUUCCUGCAACCCUGACCCUGGACUCUCAGCUGCAAAUGCCGGGGAACACCCUGAACCUCACUCUCCUCAAGACAGAGGAGGCUACCAACCUGAGAUGGUACUUGCGGAACCCAGAGGACCCCAAACUCAUCUUCCUACGGCCAGGGGCAAAAGUGACCCAGAUGUCCAGUCAGGGCCAGGCGGGCCUCAGCGUCAGCCACUUAUCCCGUCCCUGGACAGGUACGUACGUGAGCAUCUUCGAGGCCCAGGGAUUCAUGUGGGAACUGGAUCAGGUGGUGCAGGUGCCCUUGGAGGAGAAGGAAGUGGUUCUCCUUCCAGACAAGCUGUCCAUCUCCUGUGCCGCCUCCGCUGGCUUCCAGCUGAGCUGCUGCUUCCCACGCACAAACUUGGCCUACACUGCUACCUGGAGUCCCGGGGAGGGCAGCGAAGUGUCCUUGCAGAAUAUGUCGGAUUCCCAGUGCCUGGUGCUGACCACUCAGCACUGCCCAGCAGCCGAUACCACAUACAUGUGUACCCUCCACAGUCAGAACCUGGCUCCUUUCACGGCUCCUGUCUCCGUCACCAUCAUCCGGGAUGGAGACACGACCUGCCCCACGGACUUCUCGGUGGUCGACUGGAAUGUCACCAAGGCUGGCUUUGUGGCACAGGCUCCGUGUCCUGUGAAUAAGAGGGGCAUGGUAAAGAGGCUCUGUGGGUCUGAUGGCAUCUGGGGACCCGUCCAGAGCAGCUGCACAGAGGCAGAGAUCCUAAACUUGUGUCUUAAAGCCAAGCUGCUGCUGGAAGGCCAGGGAAAGCCCCAGGAAGAGAUUCCAUGUAUCCUGAGUCAGCUGCGAGAGCAGGUGGACGUGGCCAGCACCCCCACUGACUUACAAAAAUUGCUGCACACUGUAACCUUACUGGCCGAUGUGGUAGCAAAGACAAGAGCAGAGCUUACAAAGAGUUCCCUGAAGGAUCUCCUGACAAUCACAGACAAGAUUCUAGACGUGAACAUCAGCUCUCUGUGGACUCUGGCCCAGGCCCAGGCACCCUCAAUGGGCUCAGAUUUCCUGAAGGCUGUGGAGACCCUGGUCCACAGCUUGAGCCCACAGCAGCUUCCUUUCUCCUUCAGCUCAUCCAAUGUGCUACUGCAGAGCCAGCUCCUCAGACACACCUCUCCUCCUGGCUACCAAAUGUCCUUCUCUACCCGGCCCCUCCUGCAGGCACAGAUCCCAUGGUAUUCACUGGCCCCGCUGGUCCACAAGGGAUCUAAUGUCAGUAUUACUAGCCUAGUACUGCAAAAGCUGGACCACCGUCUGCCCUCAAGCUACACACAAGGGCUGUGGAACGCUUCCUAUACCACUCCUGGACUGAUCCUGGUGGUCUCCAUCACAGCAGAUAGCCAGGCCUUCACACAGGUAGAGCUUAUCAUGGACUUCGAAGACAAGAAUGGAGCCCUGCACUGUGUCUUCUGGGACCAUAGUCUCUACCAGGGUCAGGGGGGUUGGUCAGAUAAAGGGUGCCAGGUACAGGCAGCCAACACCAGCAACACCACUCAGUGUGUUUGCCAGCAUCUCACCGCCUUUUCCAUCCUCAUGUCCCGACACACCAUCCCAACAGAUCCCAUCCUGGACCUGCUGAGCCAGGUGGGGGUUGGGGCUUCUAUCCUGGCACUGCUGGUGUGCCUGGUUAUCUACAGGCUGGUGUGGGGAGCUGUUGUCAGGAACAAAAUCGCCUUCUUCCGCCAUGCUGCCCUGUAUAACAUGGUCAUCUGCUUGCUGGCCGCAGACACAUGUUUCCUGGGAAGUCCAUUCCUUCCUUCAGGGUACCACAGCCUGUUCUGCCCGGUCACUGCUUUCCUGUGUCACUUUUUCUACCUGGCCACUUUUUUCUGGAUGCUGGCCCAGGCCCUGGUGCUGGCCCACCAACUGCUGUUUGUCUUCCAUCAGCUGUCCAAGUACUUGGUUCUCUCCCUGAUGGUGAUCCUGGGCUACCUGUGCCCACUGGGGUUUGCAGGCGUCACCCUGGGCCUCUACUUGCCUCAAAGGAAAUACCUGUGGGAGGGGAAAUGCUUGCUGAAUGAAGAUAGAACGCUGCAUGCCUUCAGUGAGCCGGUGCUGGUCAUCGUUGGUGUAAACGGACUGGUCCUUGUCAUAGCCGUGCUGAAGCUCCUAAGGCCUUCGCUGUCGGAGGGACCCCCGGUGGAGAAGCGCCAAGCUCUGGUGGGGGUGCUUAAAGCCCUGGUUAUCCUCACGCCCAUCUUCGGCCUCACCUGGGUACUGGGCGUGGCUGUAGUAUUUGCUCAAGACUCCAUGGUCUCUAACUAUAUCUUCACCGUUCUCAACAGCCUCCAGGGUGUCUUCAUCUUAGUGUUUGGCUGCCUUACAGACAAGAAGGUACUAGAGGCCUUGCGCAAACGCUUCCAGGGUACCCGGUCCUCCAACUCUGCCAUCUCCCUGGCUACAAAUGAAACCUACACCUCGGAACCCAGCAAAGAAAGAAGUGAACAUGCCAGUUAUGAAGAAAAUAUGACUGAUUGACAGGAACCUGUGAUCUUCCGAACACUGAAGAUUAAGGACAGCAUUCAUUUUCUUUGGGGACAGUAUUUAGUUACAAAGUCCUUUUGUUGGUAGUUUUUUUUUUUUUUAACUCUUUACUCUUUGGCUCUUGGGGGGGGGGGCGCCACCCAGAUCCCAAAUAAUUCACGUAGAAACAUAUUCUUACUUAUAAAUGCCCCACCUUAGUUUGGCUUACUCUAGCCAGCUUUUCUUAAAUUAUCCCAUCUUUUGCCUCCGGGCUUUUACCUUUCUCUGUUUCUGUAUAACUUUCUUCUUAUUCUGUGGCUGGCUCCUUGAGUUCUCCCCCUUUUGUUUCUUGAUCCCUUUUCCUCCCAGAUUUCUCCUUCUAUUUAUUCUCUCUGCCGGCUGGUCCGCCUAUCCUUUCUCCUGCCUUGCUAUUAGCUGUUUAGUUCUUUAUUAGACCAAUCAGGUGUUUUAGACAGGCAAAGUAACGCAGCUCCACAGAGUUAAACAAAUGCAACAUUAAAAAGAAAUGCAACAAUCUUUGCAUCAUUAAACAAAUGUUCCACAGCAUAAACAAAUGUAACACACCUUUAACUAAUAUUCCAUAAUAGUCCUUACUAAUAUAGCUGUCUUUAAAACACAUCAAAAGACAUCAUUUACUAGUCGAUAAAGUUGCGCAUACGCGGCAUAGAAAAAAUCCAAAGUGAUAGUGAAUUUGCCUAUUAAAGCAGAUGACUGAAAAUUAAACAACAGGAAACUUUCUACAGUACUCUCUUAAACAGGGAGGAAAUAAAAAUGCAUUUGCUCAGGCUGUCAAGAGAAGAGCCUGACUAUUUUGUAUUACUAACUAUAAACGUACUAUUGGAAAAGGUAAUGUCAGUCUUUGGGAAGUGCUUUACAACAAAUUGCCAAGUUUACAUUUACUUAUAUAACCAUAAUAAAAAGCUGACGACGCAUGGACUGUGUGUUUCAUAGCAGAGCAGUAGAAUCGACAGCAACUUUAGAACUGUCUCACAGAGAAGAUGAUCAGUCGGUUUCCUAGUGGUCCAAGGUUUUCAAGUGGCCCAAAUGUCUCUGGAAUAGUUGUUUUACCAAUCUUUAUAUCUUGCUUUUGCAACACAUGCAAUGUUCUGUAAUAGCCAGGUGUAGUGGUGUGAGUUUUUAAUCCAGUACUCAAAAGGCAGAGGCAGGCAGAUCUCUGAGUUCAAGGUUAGGAUGGUCUACAAAGUGAGAUCCAAGACAUCCAGGGCUACCCAGAGAAAUCCUGUCUCAAAAACCAAUCCCAAUCAAACCAAAUGAACACAGAAAAAUGUCCUGUAUUCUUUCUUUCCUUGUUCUGCUUCUCAUUUUCUGUAUUUAUGGGUGCUUUGUCUGCAUGUAUGUCUGUGUACCACAUUCGUACAGUGCCUAAGAGGCCAGAAGAGGGUGUCAGAUCCCCUAGAGUUACCCAUAGCUAUGAGCCAUCUUGAGAGGGCUGGGAAUUGAACCCAGGUCUCUAGAAGAGCAGCCAGAGCUCUUGAUGGAAGAGCACUCUCCAGUCUUUGUUUGCAUCCUUUAAGAUUUAGGAAAAGGUGAAGUCCUUCUAUCUUUAACCUAAAAAAUAAAAAAAAUCAAUAAUCAAUAUAAAAUAAAUGAAUCAGGGUAGUAUGUAUAGAAACAAAGAGGCACAUUUGAAUGACACUUGAAAGGGAUGGAUUAAGGCAGGACAGAAGAGUAAGAUGCAAGAAGACAGGACAAUAAAGCAUCUGGCCAAGGCAGGCAGUGGUGCACACGCUUUUAAUUCCUGCACUCGGAAGGCAGAGGCAGACAGAUCACUGUGAGUGUGACUGGUCUACAGAGCGAGUUCCAGGACAGGCUCCAAAGCUACAGAGAAACCCUGUUUUGAAAAACAACAAAAACGACCUCUGACUAAAUUAACAAUGGGAAAGGGAAUGACAGGUUUUUGAGAAAAUAUAUAAGAGCAAUGAAAAAUUUCUGAUGAGUCAGUCUUCCUAAUUUACAUGAUCUAUGGAUUUUUUUUAUAAAAUGGGAUGAAAACAUUAACUGUUAAAAUAAGACUGGAGAGUCAACGAGAUGGCUCAGCAAAUAAAAGUGCUUGCCAUUUGAGCCUGACGACCGAAUUUGGUCAUCAGAACCCACAAAUGGCGGCAGGAGAAAACGGACUCUCCAAAGUCAUCCUCGGACCUCCACUUGAGUGUCGUGAGUGCCCGUGCCCACCCCCACCUACAUGCAAGAUGACUUAAAAAGGAAAUGGCCAGUGAGCCAAUAAAUGUGCAAAGUCUUCUCUGCAGUCUCAGUAAACAUGACUCCUCAAAGAGGCAGCGGGUAAGAGCAGUUAGGACAAAUCCACAUGCAGGGCUCAGUAACAUGGGGAAGCUGGGGAAGUGGUUAGGCUACAGAGCUAAGCAAACAAAGAGCUCCCAAGCAGCAUCACGCUAUGGGACUUUGGAUUGUUCAGAUAUCCCUAAAGAGGAGAGAGAUCAGUGUUAACAAGGGCUCCAGGGCAGUUUUGUUUUUACUUUUGUUGUUUAAUCUGUCGCUAGCUUAUUUGGGACUUUCCCUUUUUCUUCCCUCUCCCCUACCCCCAGACAGGGUUUCUCUGUAUAUCUCUGGCUGUCCUGGAACUUGCUCUGUAGACCAGGCUGGCUUCAAACUCACAGAGAUCUGCCUGCCUCUGCCUCCCGAGUGCCAGUAUUAAAGGCGUGUGCCACCACUGCCCAGCUUAUAUGGAUCCCUUGGGUCUCUCAGGUCUCUCUCUCUCUCUCUCUCUCUCUCUCUCUCUCUCUCUCUCUCU